Molecule: messenger RNA, 625 nt
Organism: Funneliformis mosseae
Lineage: Eukaryota; Fungi; Glomeromycota; Glomeromycetes; Glomerales; Glomeraceae
Source: the annotation of a GenBank genome assembly
CAGCAGAGCUUGUUACUGAAUCCAAGAAUCUAACAGGUUUUGCAUUUGCAAGAAUUUGGGAUACUGUAAGUCAGGAAUUAGUGGAAGAAAGUAUCAUUGCGAAUGUAGAUGUAGAAGAAUCUGUUGAGUCGAGAGACUUCUGGAGCAAACUUUUGGCUCACGUUGCAACGACUGCCUCUGCUGAAGAACCUUUACAAGGCAGGGGAGCUCGGAAGCGAAAUCAAGUAGAUUAUUAUGAGGGAGAUAUAUCAACUCCCAGAAAGAAAAUGGGAAAGAAACGCUCAAUAGAUCCAGAUUUUAUUCCCGUAGAGAAGGAAGAAGUUGUUUCAUCGGAGACGGAUACCGAGAAUGAGUUGGAGGAUCUUAGUGUGCUUGAUAUUUCUGGUAGAAAGCCGGCGUCUUUUAGGGGAGGGAUACUUACGAACAGGAAAAACGAUGAAACGAAGAAAUCAAGACAAUCAAGACCAAAUGAUGACACGAACAAUAUUACAGCGAUGAUGCCUGGACCUGGUCUUCACAAUAUUAACAAUUUUACUUCAGAUCACCAAAUUGUAUCCGGGUCAGCUACUAAUACGCCCGAAAUUUAUAAUUAUAAUACUUCAAUGCCAUAUUACCAAUACCAAUG